GGGGGGGUGCGGUGGAUGGUUCUGACGCCGAGAACGGCCGGGAGUAGCGAAGCCGUUGGCCCCGCGGAGGAGACCCUGGGAGCCGCGCGGUGAUGCGGCGGCGCUGAAACUCCGGGCGGAGGCGCCUCCCCCCCCCCCCGCCCCUACCAGAGCCGGGCCCGGGCCGUCGCCCUGCGCGCUGGGUUCACGGAUCCUGCCUCGGCCCCUCCCCCGCAUGCGGGGCCUCCCCUCCGCCUGAGGCGCCCCGGGAGGGCGAGCGAGCAAGGCCGGCAUGGCCGGCCGCCUGGAGUAGCCGCCUGGGCCGCCGCCGCUCGGCGCGAAGAGGAGCUGCGGCGGGGGAGGUGGCGGCGGGGAGGAGGAGGAGCAGCAGGCCCCGGCUCCGGCCCUGGCUGUGAGGGCGCUUCGAUGCGGGGCUAGGAGCGCAGCCGCCCCUCGGCCUGCCUGCCCUGCCCGGGCGCGGAGCCGCGCUUUCUUCUCAGCCCGGAGCCGUCGGCCUCAGCGUCUGCGAUGAACCCGGUGAAUGCUACAGCCCUGUACAUCUCCGCCAGUCGCCUGGUGCUCAACUACGGCCCCGGAGAGGACCCGCAGUGCCUGGCCGAGAUCGGCAAGCUGCUGCCCUACUUCCGGCAGUCGCUCUCUUGCUGUGUGUGCGGUGAGUGAGGCGCUUUCUAUUGUUCUGGGCCGCGGGCGAGCCGGCACCCUCCUUUUCCCUCCCUCCGUCCGUCCCUUUGGCUCGGGCUCGCCUCACUCGCUACACCCACUUGGAAAUGGGCAGGGAGCAAAGCCUCCGCCGCCUUUUCGGGUAAACCUCGCUUGGCAGCCGAGAGGCGCGCGCGCCCCGCAGGGCGACUCGCUCUUCCCGCCCGAGAGUUGGGAAAGACCCCUCUCCGCGCUCCCCCCGCCGCCCGCCCGGCCUCCUUGAAACUGACCGGGAAAUGGGCUUGCCGGCUCCUUGAGUAGUGCUGUCACUGACAGGGACACCCCGGGAAGGAGGGGGACACAGACAACAACAAGAACCCGAGUCACAUGUCCCUCCUUUGCCGCUCUGUGGACGAGAUGGGCUUCUGAAAACUUUGAUCUUUUUAUAACUCUUCCUAAUGGGGUUCCAUACUUCGCCUGUUCGCUCAAGCGGAAUAGCCUAUGUUGAUUUGUUAGGGCAAACUUUUUUUCCUAACACCUUAAAGACCAACUGUGUAUGCUUACUUGAAAGUAAGCUUUAUUAUGGUCCUGUACUCCCAAGUAGGCGUGCAUAAGAUAUCAGGCGAACACUUUUAGUGUGGCAUAAGUUUAGACGGAGGAUGAGAAUGUUUUGCAUAUGUGUAUAGUCGGUCUGUUACUCUGUGAAGUUAAAAGUUUUGGCAGUAGUGCAUUUGGGAAGCUAAAUAUGUAAAGUGUGUUUGCUUUGUGUAGCAACACAUUUGAAGUGAUAUAUAAUGUUCGCUGAGUUGGUGAACAAGGCAGUAGAGCUUGAGGGAAAAUGUUGUAUACUGGGAGGAAGGGGUAAGGUCAUCCCUGUACUGAUGGUGUUCAGUUUGUUUUGGUAGUUGGAUAACAGACGUUCGCGUGAAGAAACAUUCUAACCAGAGUAUUGAACAACCUGCAUUGUAAGGUUGAGCAUAGGAGUACAGACUUCAAAAAAUGUAAACAGUCUUAAAUUGCAUAGGGACAUUGUAACAUAUUCUGUAAUCACUCUUUAUUAAUGUACUGAUAACUUCUGGUCAUUGCAUCUUAAAAUUAGCAGAAAUAGGUUAAAUAUUUUAACUGCUACCAUUUAGAACAGAGUUUGUGAGAUUGCUUUUUGCAAGAGGGAACAAAUUUUAGACUGUGUCAGGUCUUUAGCUCUUCAUUCACAUAUUCCUUUAAAAAAAGAAUUAUCAAUUACGUUGAAGGUAUUAAUUUAAAAUAAAACAUAACUUCUGAAGUUCAUCUCCAGUGAAUAAGUGAAUGGAGCUGACUCGAGGCACCAUGGCAUCUCAGGCAGAGAAUUCAGGUAGUUCCUAGUCCUCUGCAGUGCAUAACUUGUCAUUCCCAAAACUUAGUCGACACAUCCAUUUCUUAUUGCUAUGAUCAAGCAUUCUAUUAAAGCCAUUGGUUUACAUUGAAUUAAACAAAGUUUAACAUAAGUUCUGUGUUUAAACUCUGUUGUGAAAGGGGAAUAAUAUGGGUGAUUUUCUACUAACCUGUCCUAUCAGUGCAAGGAUUUAUGCUUGUGUUGUGGCAAUCCCUGCCUCCCCCCCUUUUGCUCCAGAGGGUUGGAACACCUAGAGCAGGUUUCAGGGUUGUGUGAUGGGAGGAGAGGGGGGAAGAACAUUUUGUUGCACGAGCAGAAAUAAUUGCACUGGCAGAAUGAUUGCCAUAAUGCUAUGUUGGAUUUCACCCUAUAUGGUUAAACACCUGUCCUUUUCAUUAUGUCAAUGGAACUCUUUGUACCUGAGGCAACUGAUUCAACCUUGUGAUAGGGCUGGCAUUUGACACAACUGAUACAUUGGUGAAAAAUCUGACAAAGCUAGCACAUGGGUCAGUGAUCCUAAACCCUUUGGACUUGUGGGUAUGUGGAAUCCUGAGAGAAUUUUGUGGGCACUAGUCUCAAAAUAGCUGCUGUGGGGCAUGGAAAAAGAGAAAACAUGGAAAUUGGAUUAAAAACAGAUCCUCUUGUAUUUUCAUGAUUUUUACAUGGAACUUCCCCUAGGACACCAUCAAAUGUUGGAUGAUAUAUGUCUCCUUGGAUUGAUCUAUAUUAUUAUUAUUAUUAUUAUUAUUAUUAUUAUUAUUAAAAUCUGUAUAUAUACCUGCAGGUCUCAGAGCGGUUCACAAGAUAAAAUCACAAUGUAAGAACACAAAAUACAUAAUCAAAAUAAAAACAAAAACAAAAAAGAAUAACCCCCCCAACACAUUUUAAAAGGGCAUUGGAUGUCAAUCAGUCAAAGGCCUGGUUAAAGAGGAAUGUUUUUGCCUGGUGCCUAAAGGUCUAUAAUGAAGGUACCAGGUGAACCUCACUGGGGAGAGCAUUCCACAAACAGGGAACCACCGGAAAAAGGCCCAUUCUUGUGCUGCCACCCUCCAGACCGCUCGUGGUGGAGGCACAUGAAGAAGGGCCUACACAGAUCCAAGGCUUGUCACUGCCACCAUGGUACAAAAUGGAGAUCUUCAGAACAAAUCCAUGUCCCAUGGUAGCUCUGGCAAGCACUAGAUAGUUGGUUUUUACAGUGCAAUCAGUAGAAACCAAUAUUGGCUGUAAUUUAAUGAUGUUUCAUAGGGAUAUCUUUGGGAGAAGAAAAGGCUAAGAAGUAAACAAUACACAAAUCCAGAGUGGAGUCUCUCAUAAGACAGUUGGAUGGUGUUUUGUAUGCCUCCUUCUGGCAACUCCUGCAGCCGAGCUGGUGCCAAACUUACUGCUUGUCUUUUCUUUGGACCACACCAGUGAGGCCUAGAUGGGGGUCUUGUUGUCUGGGCAGCCCAGGACCUCCAUACACACUGCCCAGGCUUGCGCUAAUAAUGCAGUGGUUUGACGUCAUCCCUGGAGUCACACUCCAUUGUCUUUUGAGACAGACAGAUGCCAACAUAGAAUCAUAGAAUCAGUGUUGCGUGGAAUAUAGAAUCGUGGAGUUGGAAGGGACCCUGAGGAUCAUCUAGUCUAAUCCCCUGCAAUGCAGGAAUAUGCAGUAGUCUCAUAUGGGGCUUGAACCUGCAACCUUGGCCUCAUGCUCUAACCAAUUGAGCUCUCUAGUUCUCCAAAGGGCAUAUCUUGUAAAAAUCACAAUGAUUCUUGCAAUGGAGCCUUAUUUUUGUGCCACGAUGGCACAUCCACCACAGUUCACUGUUCCAUCAUUUUGUGGAUAGCUUGAGAAGGGAAGGGAGAGUGACCAAUGAGAUGGGAGGGGGAGGGGUAUGUUUAAACUUUUGGUAGAUGCCAGAGAGCAAAGAGAAAUUGAUCUGAGAGCAAGAAAAACCCUUCUAGACAUCCAGUUUGUUGUUUCUGUGGGUUCAGGUGCUCUUGCUGGCACAAACCUACUGGAAACGAAUAUACAGUGGUACCUCUGGAUGUGAAUGGGAUCCGUUCCAGAGCCCCGUUCAUAUCCUGAAGUGAAUGCAACCCGUGUCUGUGCGUGCGCGGGUUGCGAUUCACCGCUUCUGCGCAUGCUCGUGUCGUCAUUUUGAGCGUCUGAGCGAGCGGUGAAACCCGGAAGUAACGUGUUCCGUUACUUCUGGGUCACUGUGGAGCGCAACCCGAAAACGCUCAACCUGAAGCGACUUCAACCCGAGGUAUGACUGUAAAAGCACAAGACUCAGACCAAUGUAGGUUAGCAAUAACCCUGACUGGAAUCACUGGCGAAGGAAGGCGGGUGCGGGGUGUGUGGUACGCACCGGGUGUCAGCUGUGAGGGUGGGUGACAUCGCCAUGCCAUCCCCCCAUGCUCGCUGCGUGGGCAGCUAGCAGCGCCACCCCCACUAUCCUGGCGGGCGGUUAGCAGUGCCCCUCCCAAACUCUCUGUGCGGGGCGGCUAGGUGGCUAGCCCUGUCUCCAUGGGCCGGCUAGCUCUGUCCCCGCGCCACUCCCUGUGCUAGGGCAGGUAGCUCCACCCCUGACUGGAAUGUUGUUGUUGUUUAGUCGUUAAUACAUGGUGUAUUUUGAUUUAUUGAGAUUCUGUUACUCCAUUGCUUGAUGCAGAAACAGCUGGCUUGAAUUUGAUUUUAGAAAAUUACUUUUUCCAUUGUACACCAAAUGCUCUGUGGUCUUUUCUGAAAGUAAAUAUUAUUCCCUAUCUACUGUAGGAUUGCUAAACUUUAAAUGCUUCAAAUUUGGAAUCAGUAUGAACAUUCUGUUUGAUGUUGCUGACAGGAUCAAGUUUACCUGGAUCGUGCUUUUCACUGUUGGUCGAAAUCCUAUGUGGUCUCCUUUUAUUGUGGUUGCUUUAAAAGGGCAGUUUUAACUGCUAUAUACUUGCAGUAAUGCUCACUAUGUUAAACAUAGCUUCCAUGUUUUUAUGCCAUGUUAUUCCUUCUAGUCCAUGCCAGUGGCAAAGGGUCAGGAUUGAGGACCUGAUAGAUGGGACCGAGGGACCACAUUUGGCCCAUAGACUGGAGGGUCCUGACCUUACCUUUGCUAUUGGACAUAGGAAUAACAAUUUGAGGUGUUUUGAUUCUCCUAGAAUCAUAGAGUUGUAGAGUUGGAAGGGACCCCAAGUGAGUGGCCACUGGGACUGGGCCUGCUGCCAAUAAGAAAGUUCCCAGGUAUCUCCUUUUUCAAGUCUGUUAACACAUUUUCCCUUUUGUUCCAGAUGGUUUCAAAGUAAUUAAGUUGGAAACACUAGUAAGGAAAGGUAUUUGUGUUGGAGCUGGACAUUCUGGUAGUAAAUAGAAGUACAUUGAUUUUUAUUAAUGAAAUUAAAUUAGACAUAAUUCUUAGAACUGGAAGAACUGAUAAUUUGUAUGAUAGCGUAGCCAUAAUUGCUUAAUAAUAAUAUUAUAUUUAAACCUCACCCAUUUUACUGGGUUGCCUCAGCCACUGGGGGUGGCUUCUAACACAUAAAAAACAUAAUAAAACAUCAAACCUUAAAAACCUCCCAAUACAGGGCUGCUUUUGGGUGUCUUCUAAAAUUUGCAUAGUUAUUUAUCUCCUUGACAUCUGAUGGGACGGUGUUCCAAAGGGAGGGCACCACUACUGAGAAGACCCUCUGCUUGGGACUGAUUGGUAAAAAAAUGUGUUGAAUACCAGCUCUUCCCUAGUUUACAAUGACUGUUCAUACACAAACAAUAUUUUUAUGAUAGUUAACCUGGUACUGAACAAAGUCCAAGAUGAAAUAAUGACUCUUCUGCAAAUCAUCACCUCAAACACGGGUUCAGGAAGUGCUAAUCCAUAGGUCUCUGCCUAGGAUGCAUGGUAUGUCAUGGAGAUUUGGAUGCAGUUUAAAUUGUAAGGUGAAUGGAAUUGAUGGCAUGUUAGAACCAAAUUUCAAAGGCUAUUAUUGUUACAGAAACACACAUUGAUUAAGCAGGAUAUAAAUUUUAAUAAAACAGAAUCAAAGAAUGUGCUCUCUGUGAAAUGAACAGUUUUGUUUGUCAUUUGGUACAACUGUAUGUCUUCCUGUAGGGGAGAGAACUUAUUUGUUUAGCACUCAAAGGGCAAUAUUUUAUAUUUGGAAUUAUGAGGCUGUAUACAGUGUUGCACAACAGAGGAAUCCAAUGCAACAAUGGAAACCCUGCUGCAGAAACAAACCACAAGGCUUAGAUUAACAUUACAUGUGAACAAGAAUUCAUGGUUUGUGUCUCUCCAAAUAAGCCGCAACUAAAAGCUAAGGUUUGUUCUUAGCUUACCCUUCACAAUAAGCCAUGAUUUAACUGUUUAUUGUGACAUGUGAACAGGACCAGUGUGUCAGUUGCCUGAUUUGCAGCAUAUGAACAUAGCUUUGUUUCUAAGUGAAUACAUGGUUAAUCUGUGAUGUCUUUAAAAAAACUGGUGGUGUACUUAUUUUGUUCUUAAGAGUUUGGUUCAAUUAGUGACUGGGAAAAAACUUUUACACAGAAUGGAAGAUUAGAGACAAUUGCCUAAAAUAUAUUCUAGGAUUUAGAGUAAUAUGGUCUAUGUGGAGCUGCACCAUAACACUUAAUCUACUGCAUAUUAUAUGUGCAAGGGCAGAGUGAUGUAGGCACAUGUUGGGCAUCUUGAUCCCCAGAUCUCAUGCACCUCAUAUACUGCUGGUUCUGUGUUGUGGUUGCUAAAUGAACUGGUUGGAAUCCUGUGCUGCAAUGUGUGAGAGGAGGGCAGUGUCAGAUUUGUGUCAAGGGCUGUUCAUUGAAUGUAGUAGAUAUGACACCUCCCCCCCCCCCGUGAGUGGAAAUGUGACCUCAGACGGUGGGGAGGAUCCUAAUUAACCUAGUGACUGCUAUUCCCUUGCUUAUUAACCUUUCAGUGUCAUAGUUGCAACAGUGACAAUUUUGUGGUGAUGUAGCAUCAAUUGUUACAUUGUUACAAUACAUGGCUACACAAACAUGGCAGUUCAAUUAUGCUGCAAAACCCAUUGUGUUAGUUGCAGCAGGGCUAUAACUUCAUAAUGUCACAUUAUCCUGCACAAGGAGGUUUACUGGUGGGUCUGUUUCAAUCAAAUCGGGCAAAUGGAGGAAAGCUUAGUGCUCUAGAGAACUUUUAAAGUGGGGUUUGAGGAAGUUGAUGUUCUCACAUUGGUAUCAGUUUUUAACAAAGCCUGAAAUCUGUAAAACUUCAAGCUAAAAGAAAACAAUACUGCAUGAGCAAUUAGGGGGAUUGCAUGCAUAAUAGGUAGCUUUCCUUUUGUUUCAUGUGAUGUAAGAUAUGGUGCGAUAUUUUCCAUCAAUAUUGUAUUUGUUUAAAAAAUACAAGCUCCUGUAGUUUUAGAGGAAAAUCCAUCUUUUAUUGCAUGGUUGGUCAGUGUCUGCUGAAGGCUUCAAAACAAAAUAGUCCCUUGGGCAGCAAUUGAGAGAGGGAUUUCUGUACUGCCAGAGUAGGCAGAAGGUAAAUCCAGAUCUACUGUAAAAUAUUUGGAUGACACAGUAGAUUGGUAAGGAUUUCUGACUCCGUCAUUUAACAAUGGCAACAGCAAAAUGACCCCCAAAAUUAUACUGCUGAAAUGAAGAAAAAACGAGUGGUGGGGUAAUUAGAAUCAAUUAUUGCAUAGCAUUGUGAGCUGAAUUCAGUUUUGGUACUCAAAACAAACUUGAACUCAGAAUAUUUUCGUUCUAAGUAUAUAUCUUUUGCAAAUGGAUCCAAUUGGUGGCUCUUAGGAUUCUAGUAAAAAAUCAAAGUUGAUAAGGCAAGUCUGAAGGGUGCCUACCUUUACUCCUAGAUCUUCACUUUCCCUGUCUGCUAGGCUUGCGGCUCUCACAUUUUUUCCAGUCUCAACUUUAUAAAAUGCUCUUAUUCAGGACUCAAAUUUUAUAACCAGAAUAAGGAUCAUUUUUACAACCAGAAUUAGAAUCUGCAUAGAAAACUAUAUAAUAUAUUUUUAGGAGAUGCUUGAUACUAAAUGUGAUUGUCCUGCACUGAAUCUUACUACCGAUUUUAAGACUGCUUUUCCUUAACAGUUGCCAGCUCCAUUUCUCUCACUUCCUCACUUUCCAUUAGUUCCCCUCCUGCUACCCUUUUUAGGAAUUCUCUCGCAAGUCAGCUCCUCAGUACGUAUAAGUGCUCAGAUCAUAGUGAUGGCAGUCUCAAAUCCCUUUCUCCUCUUUGUGUGGAAUGCUGCUAUGCUCACAGCUUCCUCUGAGAAAGGCCCUGAGAAAUGUAUGUUUUGGGCCAGAAAGAGUCUGGUGUCCUCACUUGAUUUAUAUGCUUUCAGCUUUUUAUUAAAGUUCCAACUUAACUUUGAUACAGUGUACAAUUUAGCACAUCAUUGUACAGUGAACAAUUUAGCACAUCAUUCCUUCAAUCUGCUUUUAGGUCAGUGAUGGGGAACCUUCAACCUGGUAGCCAGAUUAGACCUAGCAGGGGUGCUAUUGGCUUGUGAGGCCAUUUCCUGAAAACCACUGCCUAACUGACAGCAGGUAUGGGGAAAGUAAAGACAAGGGGACAAUCAGGAGUCUUAAAGUACACUGAGGGAGACUGCAGCUAUAAGCAGUAAUUGGCAGGGGCAGCAACUUUGCAGAAAUCAACUGAAAGAAAAAGUUUCUAAUUGAACAUCCCAAUGUAGCCAGUCCAUGCUUACAAAGGGAUCUUCCUUUGCAACCUGGCUUGAGUUCAAGCCGGACUUCAAAGGCAGAAAAUAAAGAACUGGGAGCACAGUUAGUGUGCACUCAUGUUUCUUUCCUUUGAAGCUGGCUAAUUGAUGUUGUGACAUAGAAUCAUAGAAUUGUAGAGUUGGAAGGGACCCUGAAGGUCAUCUAGUGCAGUCAUACAUAACUAAAUCAUACCUGGCAGAUGAUCAGCCAACCUCUGCUUUAAAAACUCCAAGGAAGGGGCAUCCGUAUGUUGGAUAUUCUGUGUGUGUGUGUGUGUGUGUGUGAGAGAGAGAGAGAGAGAGAGAGAGAGAAUCAUUUGUUCCAGAAACAGAUAAGUCGUUUCAAGAAGCAGCAGAAGGCUGAGUUUGUUUUGAUGCAAGGGUAUUUUUUGUGGGAAUUGUUCUUUGGACUUGCGCAGUAUGACAGCAAGUACUGAUAACUAUGGUUCUGUGUAACUUGUAACUUGCUGUGAGUCUCUUGCUUGUGUCUUGUGGUGAGAGAAACACAGAGAGUGAGUCUUGGAUUCUUGUUGGACUCUAAGCAUGCCUUGACCACAGCAGUGGUGAAUGUCUAUAUAUAUUUGCUACCAAUAUGCUUUUAUGCCUAUCAAGUAAACUUCUACACUUGACUGAAUCUUUAUGGCGUCCAUGAGUGUUUAUUGCCUACUGUGUGUACCUUCAACCCCGAAGACACUUCUAAGGAAGGAGCUGCAUUGAGAUGUAACUCUGCUGAGUAUAAAUACAGGCACACACACGCAGCAAAAGUGAUGCUGGACCCUAUCCUUCUAAAUCAUCCAUCAGAGGUUGAUGGAUUGAUCCAACACUAUAUCCACCUCUUGUGGGCAUUUGCUCCAUCCUUCAUGUGACAGCACUUUAGUUAUUUGAAGAUGGCUAUCAUAUCCCCUCUCAACCUCCUCUUUUCCAGGCUAAAUGUACCCAACUCCCUCAUCUGUUCCUCACAAGGCUUGUUCAUCUUGGUCACCCUCCUCUGCACAUGUUCCUAAACCGUAUUAUCUUGGUGGGAUGCAUGAUGGGACAGCACCCACUGUAAGCACCCACUGGGGAACUACAAUACGGCAUAGCUCCCUAGUUUGUCCUCAAUAACUGUUGGGAUCUUGAGUCAGCUGUAAUGUCUGACCAUAGAGCGUGUUUGGUAGACCACCAUGUAGACCAGGGUGGUCUAUCCCAUGGCCUGAGGGCCUCAUGUGACCCUCAAAGCCUUUUAUUGGCAGUCCUCAACAACAUUUGACAACCCCACCCCCAGAAAAGACUCCCCACUGCCUUUCCAAAGCUAGGUAAAGAGGCACUGGGCUUUGGGAAGGUGUGAGGACUCUGACAGGGUCCUAGAGUACACCUGCCUCCUUCCCAAAGCUUAGUUUUCACUUUCCGAGCUUUGGGAAGGAGGUAUGGGGUUCUAGGACCCUGCCACAGAGCCUUGAGUCUCCUUCCCAAAGCCUUGCUUAGCUGGCUAAGGGAAGGCAGCAUGAGGGCCUAGGGUGUCUGUGUGUGUGUACAUUUUUUGCCUCUCCCACCCCCGUGCACAGCCUGCAGGUUCUGUGUCAAAGUACGCUUGCAACUGACUUGGUAUGAAAAAUUGGACUACCCUGAUGUAGACACUCUACCACAUGCACUCUGGUUGGCAGCAGAAAAAUAGUGCUGGAUCAAAUAAAGGCAAUGGGCAGUUAAAAUCAGUGGAUAGUUGGUUGGGGUAAUAAUUGGCAACAUCACAGCAUAUUUGAAGGUUAUAUUGGCAGCGGAGCAGCAAAUUUGGUUAAGUAACAGCAGAAGAAGAUUCAUGAUGAUAACCUGUGGUCCACAGGUUGCCCUUAAGUGUGUUAAGUUGAGAGUUGAUUUGCCUUCAUUAAAAUUUCAACUCUCAAUUAGCAGGGUUUUGUUGUUUAUAAUUCAGUGAGCCAUUAAUAGUAGUAUUGCCUAAGAUUGCUUCCAGCUCAUUUAUGCUCUUAGAAAAGUUAGGUAUAGAGCUUAUCUGUAUCUUUGUUCACAAAAUCUCUACUACUUUUGUGGUGGUUAUACUUUUAUAAAUGUAGUAAACUGGGAUGGAGAUUGGGCUCAGGCAUUGCAAGCUGCUAAUAAGCCGGCUUUCUUUAAAAAUUAUAUUGCUCAACUUACUGUUGGCAUUUAGUAAAUGUACUGUUUUCCCUUAAAUUAAUAACAUAGUGGAUGAUCGUCUGUUCCUAUGUGCAGAAAUGCACAUGUUCAAGCUGUGUGUGCACAGGAGGGAGGAUGCAGCAGGAGACUGAAUUGUCCCUAAUUGAUUUUUGUGCGUAUACUUGCAAUUUUUCUUAGCCUGCUGCUUCUUUUAUUUCAAGCUCUUCUCAUUUUAAUAACUUGCAGUUUCAUUUAUUGUUUAUUUUUCUUCCUUUCUUUAAUACAGAAUAGGUAACUGCCUCUGCUGUAUUUUCUGAGGAAGGGUUUCAGGUCCUUUGACUUGCACCGUCAAGUUCUGUAUAUCUAUCUGUGUUUGUGUGUGAACACACACUAUAUGAUACACACAGACCAUUUUCAAGCAUCUUUUAUCAUUUUGCUCCGAUGACUGCUAUUUCUUAUUGUUUGUUUAACAUUAAUUGCCUAGCUACACAUUAUACUUGUCACGUGAGCUCUUUUUGUAGAGUAUUCUGAAGGAUUCCCUGCCAAGAGGCAGAGAGCAACAUUAGAGGGGAUGGUAAUUUCUUUUUGAAGGUAGAUACUACUGGCUCUUUCUGUCUCUCUCCUCUCCUCUGCCUUUUUGCUCUCUUCUUAGCUGCUUGCUACAUAUCCCUAUGAUAUGGUUAGAAGAGGGACGAACUGUGGAACUUAGCCACUAAGUGGAGAAAGAGCAACAAUUCAUCCUUCAUUGUUUGUGUGAUUUCUGCCCCUUCCAACUUUCUGUCCCCUUGUUGUGAACCCGUUGGAACUCUCGUCAGCUAGAGCAGCCUUGCAUGGUGGGACUGCACUCAUGGGGUAAGCGUAGCGCAUAGCAAAGCUUCAUGUGAAGAAUUUGUGAGAAUGUUUCAGCUUUAUAUCACAACUAUAGCUAAAGUAUUAAAUAGCAGGUGCAGGAAUCUUUUGGUUGACAUGUUGAAAGUAUUGAAAAGCUGAUACACCUGAUAGCUUUUCAGAUGCAUGCAGUAAUCUCUUUCUUACUGUCUCCUGAUUUUUGAGCUGCUAGGUAGUGAGUGAGUGAGUGAAGGAAGAUGUGGAAGUGAUGAUGGACAGACCUUGUAUUCUUUGUGUUAUUUUUAUAAUUUAUGUUUGAAAAAAGUGAUUUAAAAAACAUAUGUAAACCACCCCACUAAUUUGCCACCGUUUGAACAUUAAGGAAUACAUGGUUUUUUUCACCUAAUUGUUAAUCUCUGUUGACAAAAUGAAUGUGGGAAGUAGCCCUCUAUUCUUCUUUUCUUACUUGUGACUCAAUGUUGUGUUUUUCCUUUCCCAUUUGAAAAUAGGAUUGGUGAAAGUCAGUGAAAUUCUUAAUUCAAAAAACUUUCAGUUCUCUAGCAGGGGCAGUACAUUUCUGCUGCCAAGGUAUAAGUAUAUUAAAAGAGUUGUGCCACCUUGCUGAAUUUACUUAAUUUUUGCCAAAGAAUUUACUGUGACUUUCCCAAAAAAAGUGCAGGGCAUUUUUCAAGGGCUUAUACCACUCUAGUAAGCACUAGUUUGGUGCAACUACCAGAGAACACAUGGGAGGAGCGGGAUUUGAUCAGUCAUUUGCUGAUGGUUGCAAGAAUUCUGUAAUAUGAGGAAAUAUUUGUCAAUGAUUGCAGAAGUAUAGAAUCUUCUGGGCUUUGCUUUAAUUGUAACAAAGCCAAGUGAAUAUGGUGGAGCACUGAGAGUGAGAAUAUUUGUUUGGUGACAGAUCUGAGUUUUUAAAAUACUUUUUUUUUUCAAUUUUAGGAGAUCUGCUGCAAGAUCCAAUUGCACCCACCAAUUCCACAUGCCAGCAUUAUGUAUGCAAAACCUGUAAGGGCCAGAAGAUGAUGAUGAAACCAUCGUGUAGUUGGUGCAAGGACUAUGAGCAGUUUGAAGAAAAUAAACAGUUAAGCAUUCUAGUGAAUUGCUAUAAAAAACUAUGUGAGUACAUUACACAAACACCACUAGCACGGGAUAUUAAAAAAGCUGCUGAGACUUCUCCAGAUCUAUUGACUUUGCUUAAAGAUGGCGCUGCACUCCAUGAAGAUACAGAAGAAGCAUCUGAUGAAGCCGUUGCAUUGUGUAUCACACAUUCCCCAUCACCUUCAACCUCAGAGCAUGUUAAUGAGCCUCCAGCAUGCCGUUCUUCUGUUCCUGAAAGCACACAUGAGUCUGAUGUGAAAGGCUCCACUAUUAAUGGGUUGCCCAAUUGCAAUGGGCUGUCAGUAGAUAAAAUUGGAGCAAAUAUUCCUUCUCCUGAACAAGCAAAUACAGUUGAUGUAUGUAGCCCUGCACCGUGCAUAGAAACUGACGAUAAUUCUAGCAAUCUUCAGCCUGGCCAGUGCUUAAAAAGUGACGAUAUUUCUAGCAAUCUUCAGCCUGGACAGUAUGUAAAAACUGAAGCUAUUUCCAGCAGUCUUCAGCCUAUCUGUGAUGCUGUUUCUCCUAGUAACUUGUGUGUGGCAAGCAGUGAUACCUGCAGUUUCAGCAAAGACACCACCAAACCUGGUGAUUCUCUUCUACUUAGUGUUGAGGAAGUGCUACGGAGCUUGGACUCCAACACAGAGGUCUGUGGUCCUAAUCUUCAACAUAGCUUGGAAACCAAUAUAUCCAACGGCCCUUUUUUGCAGCUUUGCCCUCCACCUCCUAGCCAUAGCAUGUUCAUGUCAAUGGGUGCUUCACCUUAUGGGAUUUCAUGUACAGCUGUGACACCGAAGGCGGUAAAAUUAAAUAGAAAGCGAUCGCGUUCCGAAAGUGACAGUGAAAAGGUUCAGCCUCUUCCCAUUUCCAGCAUCCUUCGUGGCCCAACGUUGGGAGCCUCAGCCCCGGUAACAGUGAAGCAGGAUACAAAGAUGUCUUUGCAGCCUGUAGCAGCUGUACCAAAUGGAGGCACCGCUCCUAAAAUAGGCAAAACUGUACUCUUAGCAAAUAAAGGCAUGAAAAAGACUCUAGACCACACCGCCAAGAAACCCCACCCGAAAUCCAAAACAGGAAUGCUGAAAAAAUCAAGAGCUGGCAGUCAUGUGCCAGGUGGUCUAACAAAAACGGUGUACAAAAAGCCACAGGAAAAGAAGGGGUGCAAAUGUGGUCGAGCCACCCAAAAUCCAAGUGUUCUUACAUGUCGUGGCCAACGCUGUCCUUGUUACUCAAACCGUAAAGCUUGCUUAGACUGCAUAUGCCGUGGCUGCCAAAAUUCAUAUAUGGCUAAUGGGGAGAAGAAACUGGAGGCAUUUGCAGUGCCAGAAAAGGCCUUGGAGCAGACUAGACUUACCUUGGGCAUUAAUGUGACAAGCAUUGCCGUGCGCAAUGCCAGCACAAGUACCAGUGUAAUUAAUAUGACAGGGUCACCAGUAGCAACGUUUUUAGCUGCCAGUACAAACGAUGAUAAGAACUUGGACGAAGCUAUAGACAUGAGAUAUGACUGCUGAGUCAAUUUUUUUCUUUUUGAUCUUUCUCUCCUGCCUUUGGUAGGGGGACUGCUAUAAUUUUGAGGGCAGCUAUGGUUCUGUUUAACUUGCCGGAGCUCCUGCAUUUAGAUCACUUGUAUCAAGUGUUUUUCAUUGCUAUGUUGUGUGUUAGUGUCUGGGAAAUAGUUUGACGGUAAUUGCGGAGUUACCCUGAAACUGUCUUUAGUUCUUACAGCACCUCAUAGUUUCAGAUCAAAUGCUAAUGUAAAUGAUUUAUAAUACACAAUUACUUUUGGGCAAAUAUUGACCUUGUACCAGUUCAUGCUUUGUGCUUAAUCAGAGAUUGAUUGAAUAUACAGCAAUGGUUUCUAGUCAGUCCAUCACACUUGUGGUAAUUUAUUAUGUACCCAUGGUUAGAGUCAGUGUCGCAGGAAAUCAGCGUCAAGCUCAUGCUGCAGUUGUAGUAAAAAUGUCACAGCCAGUCUUCUCAUACCACGUUAUUGUGGAUAGGGAGAUUAGUAAUUGAGCACUUUAAACUUGUUCAAAAAUUAAAGUCAUUUUAAUUUUCCAUCUAGUGUAUGUUGUCCUGAAGCAAAGAAAACUAUGAAACUGGGCCCUCCUGUCAGAUUUGAACACUCAAGAUUCUCAAAUAUAUGUUUCUUUUUCUCUAGAGUAAUAUUUCAGAAAUAGUAAUAGAAGUUCCAUUGUCAUGAAGCAGCCUUUGAAGACAUUAUUAUUAUUAUUAUUUUAUUAUUUUUGGAAGAAUUUGCAGAUUGAUGUCACUAGUCUUUUGCAUUAUGUGUCAUACUGUAAACGCUAAUCUUCAAGAUAUUAUUGUGGAGUUCAUUAUGAAAUAGGUAAUGUAUAUUUUGCAAUGUGCUAGUUAGCUACAAAAUAAAAGCAAUUUAAUUCUCAUGCCAAAAUUACUGAGACAUCAUUGUAUAUGUUAGUUUCUAGCUGUUGGCAAGAGCAUACCUCCUCCCGCUUCACACAAACAUGCUUGGAAUAAUAGCAGCAUGAUGACACUGUGAGGGCAUUGACUUUCUGCUGAGGUCCUCCCAUGCAGCUACUACUUCAAGAGCCUAGUGCCUGUUUCCCCCAGCCUUGCUUGCAUAAAUCUGCUCCUAUCUGGGUGGAGUCCUGGAUGGGAUUAGACACCAGCUGGAUGCACCAAGAAGAGACACAGCAGGGCAUUGGUUGAAAGUGACUAACAUGCUGCUGUGUACCCAAGUUUGGAACAGCAGGGAUGUGCCAAGCAUGGAAUUGGUGUGGUGGAUGUUGCAAGUUAAUCUUGGAGCCCAUCGGAGCUGUUCUACCUUCUGCUCCACAUACAAGCUUUUGUCUUUAGCUUAUUUCCAAUUAUACCAUGAAAGAAACAGCAAACCGUAAAGCUGAAAAUAUACCACUUUGUAUCAAUCCUCCUAUUGUUGAGAUGUGUGCCUAGAACACGGUUAGCCAGUGUGGUAGCAUCCCGAUGUUAGAUUGCAACUCCCAUCAUUCCUGACCAUUGACCACGCUGGCUGGGGCUGAUGGGAGUUGUGAUGUACAUCACCUGAAGGUCACCAUGUUGGCUGCCUCUGGUCUAGCAUGUAAGUUCUUCAAUUUGCGUAUCUAUGGGCUGACUAGAAUGGGAAAGAUUACCCUGCUAUUUUAAGGACAAUAGUUCAAUAACCUGUUUGAAGAGAAGUGAUGCCAGAAUUUCUAAAACUCCUUUACAUUUGCCAUCUAGUUGUUCAUUAAGUGACAUUGCCAGAGAAUUAUGACAUUAGACACUUUGGAUUUGGCACAAAGCAUGUACAAUGAUGGUUACUAGGUCUGAAAAGUAAGCAAAAGGUUUUGGACACCAAUUGGAUGAUGCCUCCUUUUUGUUCUGUAGUGUACCAUGGUGUCAUUUUAUGUGAAUGUGGUCAAAUAGCGUUUUUGUUGGCUUUUUGGUUUGUUUCCCCCCUGUCUUUUCUGUGGGUAGGGCAGGGUGUGUGUGUUUGGGGGGGGGGGUUAAAGCCAUAGAAAGAAGGAUGUGAUGUACGUGUUCCGUAUGUACUUUUUUUGUUUCUGUUUUGCAAGAAGAGUUGAAAAAUAUUUUUGAUAAUGAGAGUAAAUGGUGGAAAAUGCUCUUUAGUAUUCUCGUCUCUUUUUUUUGCCAGCCCAAACUCCUGAAUUCUGUGUUUAAUUUUGAGGUUUACUAUGUCCUAUUAAAACAUAAUUAGUUAAAUAUUUGUGAUUUUUGUGUGGACCAAAUGGGAUCUGCCGUUAUCUUCUUCAGUGUUCUAACCUUUACUUAUUAGUGUAAAUCCAAUUAUUAUUUCAGUGUCUGUAAGAAGACUAAUCAAACAAACCAAAAGCCUGGAGUGCUAUUCCCACUGCCUGGGUAUUUUCUGCAAAUGUCUGUAGAACUGUUUUUUUUCAAGACUGCUACUAGUAUAGUUCUGGAGCUCCAAUAUGUCAUGAGUAUGCCUUGGUCCCCAAAUGUGGGAAUGAUUUCAAUCUAUCUCACAGCUAUAUUAAACAGUAUUCCAGUAGCUGGUGAUUAAAAUCAACUGUUCUUUGGAACUGCUUAUUGGAGAUUCCAGAUCUUUAAUGUAUUGCUGGUGGUAAAUUCAGGUUUGUUUUAAAAACUAAUUUUCUUCUACACUGCCAACAUUCUUAAACUGUGUAUUAAAAAUUGAGCUGAUUAAUAAAUGCCAUUUUUUAAUUUUUAUUUUGUUAAACUACCCAGGGAAACAAUUUGAUACCAUUUAAUACUCUGAAUACUUGGUUUCUAAAGGAGACUUUUUGUUUCAUUUCAUUAAAAGUUGUUUUGUUAAUUUCCUGCAGCUUCAAAAAUUUAAUAAAGCAAUGGGGAUAACUCAUGUUGGU
Podarcis lilfordi (Lilford's wall lizard) is the source of this 17082-nucleotide messenger RNA. The record is from the annotation of a GenBank genome assembly. NCBI's taxonomy places the organism in Eukaryota, Metazoa, Chordata, Lepidosauria, Squamata, Lacertidae.